Molecule: messenger RNA, 1038 nt
Organism: Knipowitschia caucasica
Lineage: Eukaryota; Metazoa; Chordata; Actinopteri; Gobiiformes; Gobiidae
Source: the annotation of a GenBank genome assembly
AUGGGUGGAUUGAUGGGGGGGGUGGAAGUGGGGGGGGGUGGGUUAUGGGUUGGAUUAUGUGUGUUGUUAUUUGGGGUUUGGUGUUGGUUGGAGUUUUUUUGGUUAUUAUUUUUUGUUUUGUUGGGUUGGUUUUGGGUUGUUUUGUUUGGGGAUUGGGUUGGGUAUGGGGGGUGUUGGGUUUUUGUUAAGGAUUUUAGGGUUAUUGUUGUAUUGGUGGUGGGUUGGAGAUGUUUUUUUUUUUUUUUUGUUUGGGGGUUUUUAUUUGGUUUGUGGGUGGGGGGUGGUUGUGUUGGUGUUGGUUUGUGGGGGUGGGGUGGUUUGGGGGUUUUUGGGGGGUGGGUGUGUGGGGGUUUGGUGGUGGUGGGUAUGUUUGGGGGGGGUGUGGUGGGUUUUGGUGGGUGGGUGGGUGUGGGUUUGGGUUUGUGUUUGUUGGGGUUGUGGUUUGGUUUGGGGGGGGUGUUGUGGGGGGGGUGUGUUUUGUUGUGUUUUGUGGUAGUGGUUUUGUGUGGGGGUGUGUGUUAUUAUUUUUAUGUUGGUUGUUUGUUGUUGGGGGUGUUGGGUUGGGGGGGGGGGGGUGGGGGUGUGAGGGGUUUUGUAUUAGGGGGGGUAUUUAUUAAAGUGAGGAAUGGGUGGGUAUUUUGUGAAGGGGGGGGGGGGGGGGGAGGGGGUGGGGGUUGGUUUUGUUGUUGGGGAAGGAGGGGUUGGGGGGGUUGGGUGGGGGUUGGGGGGUUUGUUUUAGUGGUUGGAUAUGGUAAAGUUGGAUUAUGGGUAGUGGGGUUGGGAUGUUGGAGUAGGGGGGGGGUUGGGGUUGGUUGUUUAUUUGUUUGGGGUGUUGAUUGGGGUGGGGGUUGGGUUUUGAUAUUUUUUUUAUGUUUUUUGGGGGUAGUUUGGUGGGUGUGUGUGGGGUUUGGGGGAGGUGAUGGGUUUUUGGGGUUGUGUGGGGUGGGGGUUGUUUUGUGGGGUGGGGGUUGUUUUGUUGGGGGUUGGGGGGGGGGGGUGGGGGUGGUGUGUAUGGUUAUUUUGGGGGGUAUUUAUUGA